AUGUGAUGAUGUUCAGAGAUCGAUCGAACUAUUAGACAGGGUCUUAUCGGAGUUUGAUGAUGUGGAAAAUGCAAAUCAGGUUCAAAACAUUCCAAUGUCUGGCUCCGCGUCGACGCCGCAUUUGCAGCAGCAAGCGUCAACUCCAAUAAACGCACUUUCGACACCCGAAGAUGAGAGUCCUUCCCUCGGCCACCAAUCCGAAGACGAUGGCUACAUGAGCAUGAAUGGCCGCAAGGCGAAAUUUAAUUUAGCGUUUAAACCAUUGACAGAGGUUCCCGUCCAUCAGGAAGUUAUUCCAGGAGACCCCAACGAUUUCCCUCCACCCCCUGAAGAAGCCCAGAGGCUAAUAGCUACUCUCUUACCGAAGGUAUCGCCCGCGCAUUCUUCUAAAAGGAAUGGUAACAAACCUAGAACAUCACCGAUUACUCAACCCCGCAUAGAGACUAUCCCUCCUCCACAGAGAUUUCAAAACCAUGAGUUCACACCUGUUGUUAACGGACUUCCAGAGAAACAUUCAGCGACGCAAACGACUCUGCCUAAAACUCGUCAUCAACGUCCGUUUGGCUGGGAAAACGAUUUCAUAGUGCAUCCACUUCCACCACCUGGGUAUCGCUUCGGGAGCCUACCGUUUCAACAUGGAGUGUACCCUCUAACUUCGCCUACAAGAGUUCCACCGAGAACAGUACCCUCCGCAGCGGAGAAACAUCGAGAAGUGAGGAGAAGAGGUAGCGAAGACACCCUUUCGUGUGACCUUGACGAUCAACAACCUCUGAGGACGUUGCGCGAAUUGGGUGACGAUGAACACUUUUCCGAUGAUUCUUUGGAGGAGAUGCUUCCACCUCCUCCGCCGGUUAACAAAAGGGCAAGCAUUGCGUGGGAAGUUCCUAUAGACAACGAGGAUGGUUUUAUGACUCCAGGUAGCACUAAAGUUAUAGGAAGGAGAAGACACAAAUCGGGAUCUCAGUCGAGUACAAGUUCAAUUCCUAAUAGGUUAAAAGAAUUCGAUGAUUGGCCAGAUCCACCGCCGUGCACCACUGAAGACGAGAUUACUUCGCCAUUCUCCGAUUCCGAUGACGUGAUCCUUCCGCAAGAACUGAGCGGCUCUAAUUUAUCCGGAACGGGAACGUAUAUAGUGAGACGUGGGAAGAAGGAGAGGAAAAUUCUGCAGCACUUAAGCAGCUCUAUGAAUUCAUCCUCAUCGUUAAAUUCUCGCCUGAGUUCAGAUCUAAGCAUACCUCAUUCUCGAUUUAGUGCGGACUUGAAUUCGCGUCUCAGCAGAGAACUAAGCACACCAAAUUCAAGGUACAGCAUCGACCUUAGCACGCCACAUUCGAGGCUAAGUCAGGAACUUAAUUCUCCCAAGUCUAGAUUCAGUUUAGAUUUGAACAAUUCGAGACAAUUAAGUCAGGAGAUGAUAAGUUCUCCAUCGAGAAUGAGCGCAGAUUUGUCUAGUUCACGUUCUAGUACUCCGCAAAGUAAACAAGAAUUUAAGAAACACAGCACCACAUUCGAUAAUAUCAAAUCUUUGAUUAAGGAAGGCGUUAUCGAGCACUACAAUGGACCGCAAAUCGAAUCCACGAAGGAGCUGAACGCUAUGGUCAAUCCCAUUGUUAGAGUCGUGUCGUUGCCCAGUUUGAAUGCAGAAGAAUUGACCCCGCGCAGGGAACUAGCUGUUACAGUUGAAGAGGAAGAAGACGGAGAUUCCAGUCCAUCGUCCUCGUCGAAUACUGACAAUAUAUCGCCGCUGAGGAAAAUUGAACAAAAUAUAAGCGAAUUGCUCGAAAGACGGGAUAUCGAAGUCUCAAGCAUGAUACAGGACGAUAAAUGCGUGCUAACUGUAAACGGUGUGGACAAAACAUUGAGCAACGAAAAGAAGAAAAGACCGGCUCCGUCCAAAUCUCAGAAGCAAGAAAACGAGUUACAAAAAUCCAACAGCCAUAACGAAAUUCAAAGAUCCGAAGAUUACUAUCGCCAACUGUUGAUCGAAGGCGGCAACAUGAAUCAAUACAAGAGACCAGGAAUUCAAAAAUCGGAGAGUGCAAAAGAGAUGUUAAUAUCUCAUAAGGAGAAGGAGAUUAGAAACAUCCCCAUUUCUAAUAGUGCAGAUUUCCCUGUACGCGUCGAAGUGCUCGAUUUCCCACCGUUACCACCAUCCCCUGUAGAAGAGGACGACGAUGAAUAUUCUGAAAUACUGCAAAACGCCAGUUCGAAGCCUCGUGCAGACACUUUACCGAUUACUUCAGAGUGUGCACCAGCAGUUCCUCCGCAUCGUGAGCCUACCAACAGUUUAAAAACACGAUCCAUGGACGCCGGUUACACAAGAGGCCGACGAACUUACAUGAACACCAGCAACAGAAUCCCUGAACGACGCACCCUUCCCACCGAACAUCAAGAAACCAAACGAAAGUUCUACCAAAAACGUUCAUCGCACAGUCCACAAGAAGAUCAUCACAUGCAGACCUCUUGCAGUCUUCCUGAAACACCCAUAUUCGCAAGAGGUUGUGAUAUUCCGAGGACUCCGCAUCGUCGUGCCCCGGAAAUACCCGGCUUAAGCGGAAACCAGACGGCCCCUCGUCAGAGCAGCACUAUGAGCAGUAUUAAUACUAUUGGCAAUAUGUCGACUGGAGGAAUUAGACGAGGAAUUUCGAACAUGGAACAAGCUUAUGUCGGAGCAGAAUUAUUGAGGAUGGCCGGUGGACCAGGAAGAGGAUGGUAUCCUAAGCAGAGACAGAGGCGACCAGCUUCCAUCGAGCAUUUGGACAGGUUGGCAAGCGGACAUAAUCCAUGGGAUUCCAGUAGAAAGCCACUCACAUUACCGCCUAAUCUAACGCCCAAAUUUUUCCAAAGAUCCCCCAGAGAUGCACUCAGAAGAGUUACGAGUCUACUAAUUAAAAAAGGAAAUAAUCCGAAGGAAGGCAAGAAGGAGAAAGAAUUGGUAUCGCCGACGAUCCACGAGAACGCAAAUACCAGUGAGGAGACCCAGAAGAAGAAGAGCUUCUUCAAGAAUUUCUGGAAGAGGUCUCGCCAUUACUCCUUGGAGCAGCAGCAGCAGCAGUAAGAGAUGCAGCUCUGAUGCAGUUUCUAUGUAGAGAAACAAACCAUUCACUAACCAACAUAGUAUUAAAAUACGCCCUAAUUAUAUAAGUCUGCACUCACGCGAUCCCCGAACGUUUACAUGAAUGUAAGAAUUUAUAUUGAAAAUAAUAACGACGAUUAUUAUAAGCUUAUUUUAACGCGAGAAUCGUUCUUUUUAAUUAUGUUGAAACAACUUUGCGUGGCGAACUCUUAGAGUAGACGAAUCCAAAAUUUUGAUUUCGAACAAACAAACAAAAACCUAACUUAUAAACAUAUUGACAUAAAAUCCUUCCAUUUUUGAUAUCAGAUUUUUUAGGGAUUAAAAAACAAGGAGAAAGAAUUAUAUAUCAGCUCUCGACUGAAGAAGAAACGGUUUUGUUUAUUUGGAGGCAACGUAAAGUGUCCACAUUUAGGAAACGCACAAAAUGAACAAAAAAAAAGAAAAUUCAAAUCCAAAACUAAAUAGUACAAAUCGAAAAUUGUUAUUUUUUGAUUUACAUUGAUUGAUCAAUUCGUAAGUUGCCUCAACGAAGUGUGUUGGUUUCUUCUUUUGAAAAGUGAAGUUUUGAGAGACAAACUGUACCAAAAUAUGUUGUUUAUUUUUUUCUUCUUUUUGGUAUAGCACAAAUUGUAACCGACUGCCCUCUUGGAAUUGUAUAGAUUUAAAUCUAAAUAUUAUAUGAAUCAAAUUUUUUGAUACAUUUUUAUUGAUAAUUCUAAUUAAACAAACAACCAUUAAAAAACUCGUUCAUUCAUUUUAGUGGGAAGGGGAGGACUUAGUCGAGUAGUUUAAGUGUUUAUACGGUGAAUUUAAUGAACAACAACGUUUAUAUUUGUCUGAAUCAUAGUUAUCUCCGUUUAUAUCUAAAUCUGUAAUCGUUAACGUUAUAAACAACAAGUUAUAAUCGGACGUUUCAUUUACCGAAUCGUUCGUUUUUCAAUGGAAAAUUAACUGAAAAGUGUAUGAAAUUGGUUUUUAUUCAAACAGCGUAGUUGUAUUGUGUGUGUAAUGAUGAUGAUGAUGUGUACUAGGUAUAUUCAUAUUUUCCGUAACGUUUUUACCCCUCUGUAGAAGAAGUUAUAUUUGUAAAAUACCACGCCGCUUCUUUACUGUAUCUAAAAAUAUAUAUAUAUAUAAAAAAAAAUAUAUAAUAAACAAACAAAAAAAAUAAUAUAUAUGAAGAAUAAAUAUAUACUUUUUCAAUGUUCACAAUAAAGUGCCCCAAUUUUUGUAUGAUUCAAUUUGUCGAUGAGAGAAACGUGUAGAAUUAAUUAAUUGAAUAAAGUAGUUUUUAAACUUAUUUAAUGAUAGGUGAAACCCAGGUAAGGAGGGAAAAUAUGUACGCUAAUAACAAGUAUUUAUAUAUACAAUAUAAAUAUAUUAAUUAGUUUAAUAAAUAAACACAUACA
This is a messenger RNA of Nicrophorus vespilloides, 4485 nucleotides long. RefSeq lists its product as uncharacterized. The transcript has 7 exons. Lineage: Eukaryota; Metazoa; Arthropoda; Insecta; Coleoptera; Silphidae. The record is from RefSeq and is a predicted model, not a curated record. The annotation marks the transcript as partial.